GAAUCUGCCGAAGAUCCAGCCGCAUUUCUUUGUGCGGCUUCUGCUGCCGGAUGGUUUGUUCAGUAUGGCCCACGGACUUUGAUGUCUGCUUCGAUGCUUGAGGUUCUACCUUUGCUUUGAUGCGCUUUCGUUUCCUCUCCGCUUCCUCUUCACUCCGCUCCGCUUCCUUUCGACAUCUUCGGAUCUCGCUGCUUCGUAGAACCCAUGGUUUUUCAAGAACCUCGGACUUGAAUUUGACCCUUUUUUCCCAGAGAGCAACCUCUUGCGCAGUGCCUCGUACCUUGGUCAUCUUUUCAAUGGUGAGUUGUCGCUCGUCUCUGAAAGUAGAUAGGCCUCCCUUAACGUCGACAACGCAUCCGACAUCGAUAUUUGGGAAUGGGUCUGGGAUUUGAGGCGGGUCAAUAUCCGCUUUCUUUGGAACAGCAUCUCCUGUUGUCGCGCGAUUCUCGUCUCCACCAGAGAUUGGUAUGGAAAUAAUGCACUCGAUGCAUGCGCCGCUACUAUCGUCUAUUGUAUACACGCGUCGGCUUGCGAAUUCGUCAAUGGCGACGACUAAUCCGACUAUGCGCACCCAUUUGAUGGGCAGAUUCCUAUAGAAGUAGAAGUUUUCGCCUAGAAUUCGUCAGUCCAGAACAGAGUGAAGUAUUUGACAGCCUAGACGUACCUUCAAACCCUUCGUACUGGCCAAGGUCAUGGAUAUCGGUUACACGAAAGAGGCACCAUUGGUUCACUGUGGGCGCAAGAUGAAAGCAAUACCGAGGAUAUAUUGGGGGCUUGGCGGAUUCGCUCAUGGCAUCAUGAUAGCACUCUUCUUCAGAUGGAGACUAAACCAUCAUUAAGCACUGCCAUGCAGAAUCGCGCUCUUGCGUAUCUUGUCGUGGUGACGCGUUUGAGAGGACGUUAAAUAAGUGAAGUGAGACCUGGCGAUAUUCACGGUGGCUUGAGAAGCCCCACCAUAGCUUAGUGGACAAAAAGACUGGCCCGUGACAACGUCACGGCAUCAUUGCAUACGGUAUUGGUGAGGUCAUUGAAUUGCUGGGAAUACUUGCCGCAACAAGACUGGGUAUUUAUGUAGAACUGAUCAACAGUUAGAAGUUUUGCAAGGGAGCUUGCUUUGCAGAUAUGAGGUCUGAGGUUCGUUAGAACAAGUCUGGUUUAUGUCUGUUUGUCUCAUUGUGUCCAUGACUUUUAUACUACCUUCAUUGACCGAGGACUGACUUUCCUUCUUGUUGAAAGAAAGUCACCGGAAACCAAGCUAUACUCUGUAGUCUACUUGCAAACUUAACAUGAAUCGUUCAAUUCUUCUCAGUCUCUAAAUUCUCUUCUUGUCCUAGUAGUGCAUCCUUGCCUUAACCUAAGGUACGCCCAAACACCAAAAUUCUUGACCCAACAGCCAUAUUAACGCAAUCCGAUAUUGUUAUCUCCCGGUAGUCUACCGUUUCGACCUCUUCGAACCCUUCAGACGAGAAGCAGCCGCCUGGAAAGCCUCUUCUGACGGCUCAUCCUCAACAGGUCGCUUCUUACCUUUCUUGCCCUUGCCCUUGCUCUCUUUGGCACCAUACUUUUCGGCGAGAUGGUCUAGGAAGCUCUCUGAGCGAUCUUGCUGUCUCUUUUGUAUCAGUGCUGCCAGGUCGUCCUCCGAGUUUCCCUUACCCUUCUUCUUCUUGCCCUUUUUGUCGCCGCCGAAGAGUUUGUCGUGUACACCUAGCUCCUUUGCGUAAUCUUCAGCCUCUGUAGCUUCGGCCCGGGCCUGCUUCACACGACCCUCUCGCUUCUUCUUCGACUCUUUUGUGUAGGCCGGGAAGCUAGGCACUUUCUUGCUCUUGAUAGCCGUGUCGAUGAUCUCACGGAAGCGUUCGUCGUCCUCCAAAACGUCACUAAGAAUGACUCUCUCGUACAGCGCAUCCAUAUCGCCUUGGCACUGUUCGUACGCAUCGAGAACAUCUCCCUUCUCUUCAUCAGAGCCUUUGUACUUCUUGGAAAACUUCUCGAUUGCAUCGCCCGACACAGACUCUUUAUAUUGCUCUCGAUAGUAGUCGCUCCAGUUGAAUCCUUCUGAGUCUACAAUCGAUUCGGAGGUCGAGCCAGUCUCGUCGUACCGUUUGCGACGGGCAGGAUCGGAGAGGAUGGCGUAGGCGAACGCGAUAGCUUGGAACUUCUCGUGUGCGGCGUCUUUUUGAUCUUGUGGCACCUUAUCUGAAGAGCCGUAGGGUCAGCAGUGCUCAUCUCUGUUGUUACCGAAUUGACAAACCUGGGUGGUUCUUAAGCGCAGCCUUUCGAUAGGAUUUCUUGAUGUCAUCGCUCGUCGCAGUCCUUUCGAGGCUCAAAACCUCAUAUGGGUCAAUAGUGGGAGGUUCGCUCUCCAGUGCGUCUUCGUGGUCCGACAUCGUAUUGAUAUCGUCGAUUUUGGUUGAUCAUGUACGGAUAAUGGGUAGCAAGUUGGAUUAAGCUCGAGCUGGGAAACGCGUUGCAACGCGCUCACGAGUAAAGUGUGGGGCCAAUGCUAAAGUACUCUCGGCGAUCGGAGUUUACAACCGCCGACCGUUCAAGAUGGAUCAUGGCUCCCGCAUCUGGACAUCUCGUUAUACCUCAUCCGUGCAUGCCUCACAUUAAACGAUAUGACUACCAUAGAACCUGGAAACCACAAGGCCGCAAUGGGGCGUGCCUUAGGCUUGGCCAGAAGUUCCCCUCCCAAGCCCACCAACUUUCGUGUGGGAGCUCUAAUUGUGCGGCUUAGCGACAACAGCAUCAUUGCCGAAGGAUACACUCUUGAACUUCCCGGGAACACCCAUGCAGAAGAGACAUGUCUAUUGAAGCUGGCUGAGCAGCAUGGAACGACAGAGGAGAAGCUAUCAGAUGUGUUCAACACCCCCCAUGCUCUAUACACCACUGUUGAACCCUGUUUCAAGCGGCUGAGCGGCAAACUCCCCUGCGUCGAAAGAGUCUUGCGCCAAAAGUCAUGGAUCAAGCAGGUCUAUGUUGGCGUUCAGGAGCCUGAGACUUUUGUUGGGGAGAAUACAGGUCGCAAAACGCUCGAAGAUGCCGGUAUUGAGAUCCAUCAUGUCUCAGGCUUGGAAGAUGAGAUUCUCAAGGUUGCGACUGCAGGGCAUAUCAAAUCAUGAACUAAGUUGUUCGUUUGAGAUCAAAUUGCUCAUUCAUGGGAGUUAACGAGUAAAGGACAGUACUGUGGCAUAUUGGAUAAAUUCGUCAGUUGGAUCUGAGAUGAAGUGAAGGAGAUGAAAUCUGUAGUUUAGUUCUAUCGUCAGUAUUCAGCGUUGAUAUAUGCUACGCUGCUCUAAAGGGAUGUACUCCCUGGCAUGCUCUUUGCGAUGUAUCAGUUGAUACAUCAAAGUCAGGAGCUUAGCUAUCAAACUUGCCGCAUUGCAUUUCGCCAAUCAUUAGUUGAUUUAUGCAUUUCAAUGUCAGCCACGAUAGUACCGAUCUAUCCUGAUCGGCUCGCGUUGAGUUCCGCCAACAGACCCCUUGUACCAUGGUAUGCUUGUGGUUGCCACGUAGCACACCGGUGAUCCAUAUGUGCAACGUUGACCAAGAUGCUUCCGUCCCUUGUCUUUGAUAUCGACCUCAUAUGUGUACAUUUGUAUCCCUGAAUGUACUGUAUUGCGGCUACGAGAAGCACAGAUGAUGCCUUCACACGACUGAACCACCAAACUACCAUCUAUUGAACAUUGACAUCUAGUUGUUGGGACUGCCUUCCACACAGAUAUUUCAAAGCCUAUCAAUAUCCCUUGAUGAGUAUGGGUCAAAACGCAGAAUACAGCCAGCUGUCAAAUCUUCUCAGGGCACUUCCUCGAGGUUGGGAAGUUGAACAUCCAGUUUCUCCCAGGGUCUUUUGGUCACUGCUUACUACUGCGCCCACAGGCAUUUUCUAUAUCACAAAUCUAAAUGCGACAAGCGAUAUUUACAUGGCGCACUUUGGUGGUGUGUGAGAAGUUGAGAGUGGUAUUAAGAUACACUUGAACUUGGGCGUCAAAAUGACCAAAACGAAGAAUUUACGCCCUAGCUACCGACCCUUGUCUCUUCCUCUUCGAUGCGAUCUCUUUUCACCACUUCCAUGCUCCUCUCUGACCUCAACACAUGUGACUUGGCACUCAGAGCAGAGUGCCGUAGGAACCAGGAGGGUGUGCCAUGUAAAAUAUUGGCAGCUGGGCUUGAGGUAUCGGUUGAGAACCUGCUCUGGGGGUCCGUUCGCAAUCCACCAUUCGCAUAUGUCCCAGGCAAUUGUAUCUAUUUCGAUUUUGCAUACAUGCCCCUGGGUGAUAAGUCUGUGAGGAACUAUCCCUUUCUUGGGGCAGUGGGAGCGUCUGCAGGGGCAGAUGUAGAAGCCGCGUUGACCAGUGCACAUGGUAUUUCUUAGGUUGUUUGGUGCUAUUCCCACUCCCGGGGCUUUUGAAGUAUGAGAUUGUUGGUACCUUGAUUUGUUCUAUAUGUACUUGGAUCAUAAGAAGAGUCUUGAGGUGGUUAAUGGGGCUGUUCCUAGGCUGCCCGUUUGUUGAAGUUUGGCUGUGUCUAUCCGACCUGUCGGUUUGAAAAAACAUGCACUGACAUGAUGGACGACAUGGCGACUAUUUACAUUGAUCAAAAUGCGGUUGAACAUGAUGAUAGAUUCCAGUAUGUUUUGCUUGGAGUUUAGAAUUAUGCGGGAAGCCGAGCAUUGCUCCAGCUGUAAUCGGUGUAGGAUACCGAGAAUAAGGAGCUCAAUACAUAGGUCCUUGCUGAGAAUGGCAGUGUUGUCAAAGUCUAAGAUUCUGAGGUCUUCAACAGAGCAAUGGAGAAUCAUUUCGGUUCUGGGUUUCAUGAUAUAGUUCAAGUUACACAGCACAUAUAUGCAAGCUGCAGGCUAACAUAGGCAGCGGCUCGGCAUAAGGCAACCUAGCAAUGCAUGAGGUUCAG
Messenger RNA from Fusarium verticillioides 7600, 4911 nucleotides. RefSeq lists its product as hypothetical. NCBI's taxonomy places the organism in Eukaryota, Fungi, Ascomycota, Sordariomycetes, Hypocreales, Nectriaceae. Bases 2619 to 3122 code for a protein of 167 amino acids. The record is from RefSeq and is a predicted model, not a curated record. Gene Ontology annotation, molecular function: catalytic activity. The transcript is spliced from 2 exons.